Messenger RNA from Arabidopsis lyrata subsp. lyrata, 1401 nucleotides. RefSeq names its product GDSL esterase/lipase At5g45960. Bases 112 to 1233 code for a protein of 373 amino acids. The transcript has 5 exons. Gene Ontology annotation, molecular function: hydrolase activity, acting on ester bonds. NCBI's taxonomy places the organism in Eukaryota, Viridiplantae, Streptophyta, Magnoliopsida, Brassicales, Brassicaceae. The record is from RefSeq and is a predicted model, not a curated record.
UCGGUUAUUGAAUUUGUAUUUUCACCUUUGAAAUACUAUAUAUAAUGUGCUUAUACACUAGAAGGUGCCAACCAAACUUGUCAUUUGUCUGCACUCUAAACUUUCAUAACAAUGAGAAAUCAUCACACACAUUCUUCUUCGUCUUUUUCCUUCAUCAUCUUCCUCUUCCUGUUCUUCAUCUCCUUCUCAUUCUCAACAUCAAAACUCGAACCCGCAAAACCUAAAAGAAAACAUUCAGUUUCAGCUAUUCUCGUGUUCGGAGAUUCAACCGUGGAUCCAGGAAAUAACAACUACAUCGACACAAUAUUCAAGUGUAAUUUUCCGCCCUAUGGACAAGAUUUCAAAAACAAAAUUCCCACCGGUAGAUUUUGCAACGGUCGACUCGUCACAGAUUUCAUUGCUUCAUACAUUGGUGUGAAGGAGAAUGUGCCACCAUAUUUGGACCCAAAUCUUGGAGUAAAUGAGCUAAUAAGUGGAGUUAGCUUUGCUUCAGCUGGUUCUGGAUAUGAUCCUCUCACUCCAACCAUUACUAACGUGAUAGACAUUCCGACUCAGCUUGAGUAUUUCAGAGAGUACAAGAGAAAAUUGGAGAUUAAAAUGGGAAAACAAAAAAUGGAAAAACACAUAGAAGAAGCUUUGUUUUGUGUAAGUGCAGGAACCAACGAUUUCGUCAUUAAUUAUUUCACAAUUCCCAUACGAAGGAAGACUUUCACUGUCGAAGCUUAUCAACAAUUCGUUAUUUCCAAUCUCAAGCAAUUUAUUCAGGGUUUAUGGAAAGAAGGAGCAAGAAAGAUAACAGUGGCUGGUAUACCACCGAUUGGGUGUUUGCCGAUUGUUAUAACAUUAUUCUCCGGGGAAGCAUUGACCAACCGUCGUUGCAUUGACCGUUUCUCCACCGUGGCCACAAACUACAAUUUCCUCUUACAAAAUAAAUUGGGCCUCAUGCAAAUGAGUUUGGCCCAUCUUGGGUCCAAAAUCUUUUACCUCGACGUCUAUAACCCAGUCUAUGAGGUCAUUCAUGACCCUAGAAAAUUUGGGUUUAAGGAAGUGUUCAGUGGAUGUUUUGGAAGUGGAUACCUAGAGGCAUCGUUUUUGUGUAACCCAAAGUCAUAUGUGUGUUCCAAUACAUCUGCUUAUGUCUUUUUUGAUUCUAUCCAUCCAAGUGAGAAGACUUACUUCAAUCUAUUUAGAUCUCUCCGACCAAUUUAUGAUUCUAUUCUCGGUUGUUUCUGAGAUUUUAAUUAUUUAACACUCCAUAUGAUUAUGAUCAAUAUUAGUUAAUUGAUAAGUUAAUUUCAAUAUACAGAUACACUUUUUUCUUCCAUUUUGAGUGCUGAAAUGUAAUGAUGGUCUAUAUAUGUGUUAAUAUUUCAGUUUGAAAUGCAAAAUAAUUAGUGUACU